GAGAUGGACACUUCGAGGUCAUUGCCAAACAGGACAGGCGUCGCACUGAAGACCCGGCGCUUCAAUGGCCGGACAGAGCCGGGGCUAUUGGCGUGGGAAUGUCUGGCACGUGACGUGCCCUUUGCCCAUGCGAGGAAACCCUCUGCCCAGGCCAGAAUUUAAUUUCCUGAUUUAUUCGCCCCCUCUCUCCUUUUCUUCAACUACCAUCAUCACACACACUUCCCCCACUUGCCACCCUUAUCUCGCUUUAUCCCCCACCUACUUCCACUUAUCAACAAUGGCCACAACCCAGUCGCGUGAGGACUCUGUCUACCUCGCUAAGCUCGCUGAGCAGGCCGAGCGUUAUGAAGAGAUGGUUGAGAACAUGAAGCGUGUCGCUUCUUCCGACCAAGAACUCACCGUUGAGGAACGUAAUCUUCUCUCAGUUGCCUACAAGAAUGUCAUUGGUGCACGCCGUGCGUCAUGGAGAAUUGUCUCCUCCAUCGAGCAGAAGGAGGAGUCUAAGGGUAACGAGGCCCAGGUCCAGAUGAUCAAGGGCUACCGGGAGAAGAUCGAGAGUGAGCUCGCCAAGAUCUGCGAGGACAUCCUCGACGUUCUUGACAAGCACCUCAUCCCCUCCGCUGCUUCCGGCGAGUCAAAGGUCUUCUACCACAAGAUGAUGGGCGAUUACCACCGUUAUCUAGCGGAGUUUGCCACUGGUGACAAGAGGAAAGAUAGUGCCGACAAGUCCCUUGAGGCCUACAAGGCUGCUUCCGAUGUUGCUGUGACCGAGCUCCCUCCCACUCACCCCAUCCGUCUCGGUCUCGCACUCAACUUCUCUGUCUUCUACUACGAGAUCCUCAACAGCCCCGACCGUGCUUGCCAUCUUGCCAAGCAGGCGUUCGAUGAUGCCAUUGCUGAACUCGACACGCUAUCAGAAGAGAGCUACAAGGACUCGACCCUUAUCAUGCAAUUGCUCCGUGACAACUUGACUCUCUGGACCUCAGACAUGCAAGAAUCUGACAAGCCUGCGGACAAGGAUGAGGCUGGCGAGGCUCCCGCAGACGAGGCUGCAUAAAUUACCUUGUAGUUCAUGUCAUUGUCGGAUUGAUAGGUUCGACCUAGAACCGUCUUUCUUUUAUCGACUCCGACAUUUUCUGUGUCGCCUUUCCUCUGCUCAUUCGUCACGUUCAUUUUCUGCGCGUCUCUUUGCAUCUCGUAUCAUAUCGCAUUCAAUCGGCAUAGUUUCUCUCUUAUUACUCGCUACUACUCUCCCUCUUGUCUCGUUUCAAAGUGGUUUGAAUGAAGUUAUCACAAAUCAUAGAGAUGUCUGAGCUUUGUGUGAGAAUACCAUGUACUGCUGAGCCCAUGUUGUGUUAGUGUAUGCGUGCCAUUGAUUCUAAUACCACUGUUCACGAUUCUGAAGAUGCUGUC
Somion occarium is the source of this 1413-nucleotide messenger RNA. Lineage: Eukaryota; Fungi; Basidiomycota; Agaricomycetes; Polyporales; Cerrenaceae. The record is from the annotation of a GenBank genome assembly.